UUGAAGCCCGUAUCGCUCCGGAGACCGGUCCAGAGGAAACACAAGAAUAGAAGAGGCUUGUGAAAUGUAUACCAGAGCUGCAAAUAUGUUCAAGAUGGCUAAAAAUUGGAGUGCUGCAGGAAACGCAUUUUGUCAGGCAGCCAAGCUCCACAUGCAGCUUCAGAGCAAACAUGACUCCGCUACCAGCUUUGUGGAUGCUGGAAAUGCUUACAAAAAGGCAGAUCCCCAAGACAAGAAGACAGCCUCACCUGAACCCUCUUUGACUGAAUGGAUUUUUUCGUUGUUUUUCUUAAAUGCCUACGCUUCAGAGGCUAUCAACUGCUUAAAUGCAGCCAUCGACAUUUACACAGACAUGGGAAGGUUUACAAUUGCAGCCAAGCACCACAUUACUAUUGCAGAGAUCUAUGAGACUGAACUUGUAGACAUUGAGAAGGCUAUUGCACAUUAUGAACAAUCUGCUGAUUAUUACAAAGGAGAAGAAUCCAAUAGCUCAGCAAACAAGUGUCUGCUGAAGGUGGCAGCAUAUGCUGCCCAGCUUGAGCAGUACCAGAAAGCCAUUGAGAUCUAUGAGCAGGUGAGGAUACUGUUGUUUCCUUCGAGAGAAGUUGUCUGA
Messenger RNA from Piliocolobus tephrosceles (Ugandan red Colobus), 613 nucleotides. RefSeq names its product beta-soluble NSF attachment protein-like. Gene Ontology annotation, cellular component: synaptobrevin 2-SNAP-25-syntaxin-1a complex; terminal bouton; vacuolar membrane. Bases 65 to 613 code for a protein of 182 amino acids. Gene Ontology annotation, biological process: SNARE complex disassembly; intracellular protein transport; synaptic transmission, glutamatergic. The transcript is spliced from 7 exons. Lineage: Eukaryota; Metazoa; Chordata; Mammalia; Primates; Cercopithecidae. Gene Ontology annotation, molecular function: syntaxin binding; soluble NSF attachment protein activity. The record is from RefSeq and is a predicted model, not a curated record.